GGCGGCGGCGGCGGCGGCGGAUGUCGAGUGCCGCUGUCCAGUGCUUCUUUGCUCCCGCCAACGCCAUGGCAGGCGCGCCGCCGCCCGCGCUGCGCAUGUCGCACACGCAAUUCAUUGAGCACCUCCGCCGUGCGGCCGCAUCCGCCCGCGCCCCGCGCGCCGGCGAGGCCCUCCAUGGCUGGGCGCUCAAGUCCGGCGCCGCCUCCCACGCACCCGUCUCCAACUCCCUAAUCACCUUCUACUGCUCCCUCUCGCGGCCGCUCCUCGCGGCCGCCUUCGCCGUCUUCGAGGAUAUCCCCGCUGCCACGCGCGAUGUGGCCUCGUGGAACUCCCUCCUCAACCCGCUCUCCCGUCACCACCCCCUCGCCGCGCUCUCCCACUUCCGCUUGAUGCUCUCCUCCUACGACCGCAUCGUCCUCCCGUCGCCGCACUCCUUUGCUGCUGCGUUCACCGCCGCGGCCCGCGCGCCGUCCGCGUCCGCCGGCGCAGCAGCCCACGCGCUCGCGUGCAAGUUUCCCUCCUCCUCCGCCGGCUCUGACAAUGUGUUCGUCUCCACUGCCCUGCUCAAUAUGUAUUGCAAACUGGGUAUUACUUCCAAUGCCCGCAGGGUGUUCGACGAAAUGCCGCAUCGGAAUGCGGUGUCUUGGACUGCUAUGGUGUCUGGGUAUGCUUUGGGGAAGUGCUCUGAGGAGGCGUUUGAGAUCUUCCGGUUGAUGCUUCAGGAGUGCCCCUCUGAGAAAAAUGAAUUUGUCACCACGGCGCUUCUUAGCGCAGUUAGCGUGCCAUCAGGUUUGCUUAUGGGGGUGCAGGUGCAUGGGUUGGUUGUGAAGGAUGGGUUGGUGGGAUUAGUAUCUGUGGAGAAUUCACUUGUCACACUGUAUGCAAAGGCUGAGUGUAUGGAAGCAGCUCUGCAGGUGUUUGGGUCAUCAAAGGAGAGGAAUUCAAUAACAUGGUCAGCGAUGAUCACCGGGUAUGCUCAGAAUGGGGAGGCAGAUAGUGCAGCUAGGAUGUUCUUACAGAUGCAUGCUGCAGGAUUCUCACCAACAGAAUUCACCCUUGUUGGGGUACUGAACGCAUGCAGUGACAUGGGAGCGUUGUCUGUUGGGAAGCAGGCUCAUGGUUUGAUGGUGAAGCUGGGGUUUGAGAUGCAGGUUUAUGUGAAGAGCGCAUUGGUUGACAUGUAUGCCAAGUGUGGUUGUAUUGGUGAUGCAAAAGGUGGGUUUCAGCAGUUGUAUGAUGUUGAUGACGUUGUGCUUUGGACAGCGAUGAUUGCUGGGCAUGUGCAGAAUGGGGAGCUUGAGGAAGCCCUGGUGUUGUAUGCCAAGAUGAACAAAUUGGGCAUCUCGCCCAGUAAUCUGACUAUAACUAGUGUUCUUAGAGCAUGUGCAUGCCUUGCGGCGUUGGAGCCAGGGAAGCAACUGCAUGCACAAAUAAUGAAGUGUGGGUUUGGUUUGGGUGGUUCUGUUGGAAGUGCUCUGUCUACAAUGUAUUCAAAGUGUGGGAACCUUGAAGAUGGCAUGGCUGUCUUCAGAAGCAUGCCUGAUAGGGAUGUUAUUGCAUGGAAUUCAAUCAUUUCUGGGUUUUCACAAAACGGAUGUGGUAAUGGUGCACUUGACCUGUUUGAGGAGAUGAAGUUAGAGGGCACUGCACCUGAUCAUAUAACAUUCAUUAAUGUAUUUUGUGCUUGUAGCCACAUGGGCUUAGUCGACAGAGGUUGGUUUUAUUUUAGGGCAAUGACCAAAGAUUAUGGUUUAAUUCCUAGGCUUGAUCACUAUGCUUGCAUGGUUGAUAUUCUUAGCCGAGCAGGGCAGUUAAAAGAAGCAAAGGACUUCAUAGAAUCAAUAACUGUUGACCAUGGAACAUGCCUAUGGCGUAUAGUCCUAGGAGCAUGUCGUAGUUUACGGGAUUUUGAUGUUGGGGCAUAUGCAGGUGAAAAACUGAUGCAGUUAGGUACUGAGGAUUCCUCUGCUUACAUAUUGUUAUCAAACAUCUAUGCUUCCCAGAGGAAGUGGAAUGAUGUUGAGCGGGUGAGACGUUUGAUGAGACUCCGAGGAGUUAGCAAGGAUCUAGGUUGUAGCUGGGUUGAGCUUAAUAGCCGAGUUCAUGUGUUUGUCGUUGGGGAACAACAACAUCCUGAAGUGGCAAAUAUAAAUGCGGAGUUGAUAAGGCUAGCCAAACACAUGAAGGAUGAAGGCUAUCGUCAAACAUGCAAAUUCCCAUUUGAUGAAGAAGUGAAUGCAUCUGGAGAAACUCAUGGAGAAGAUCAACUAGAAUUGAUGUCAGCAGCUUAUGUCUGAGUUCCCAAGAGAUAAGGAAGUGUCACUUCUUGCUGGUAGCAAGCAGGAGCAGCGCAAGGAGCAACUGGUCCUCUUGCAAAGAUCCAAUGUAUUGCUGGUACUACUUACAACACAUGGAGCCAAUGUUUUGUUGACUAGACUGUUCAAGUGCACACAUGCUAUCAGUUUUCCAGUGUGAGCCCUUCAGCACCAUGGUAUUCUGCUUGCUCAGGUUCAACUCUCAUUGCCUGGCUUUGUUUGGAAAGCCAAGGAUAUUAGCAUAAGUUACCCUAUUACCAAGAUUAAUAUCAUAGCUAGUCAUGUAUUGUACAUGCCUUUAUUCUUAAACAAAACCAUGAAGGAUCUAUAGCUUUACAUGCUUUGCUUGGAAAAUUCCAAGAAAAAUUGUCUGAUUCUAAGUGUCAAAUAUGCCAUUACUUUCAUAUACUUAGGCAAGAAUUUACAUUGCAUGUAAACUGAUUCCUGAUUCAUUGUAUGUAACUAGGUUGAAACAUAAAUUUCAGGCUUCUGCUGGAAUGUCAUUGCAGCUUAUUGUUUUGACUUUUGACUGCAUGCUUAUCUCAGUGUGAGUCCUUUUAAAGCUCAUAGUAAGGUUUGAUUCAAGAUAUUUACCCUUUCACAUGUGUCAAAAUUUGUCAGACUCAUAUGAAUAGGUGAAUAGAGUUCUCUUUUGUUAUCAUUUAGCAAUUGUAGGCUCAUUCAUAUGUAAUCAGCAAAAUUGAGUUAAUGUAGUUUGAUAUUUGGAGGUAUGUCUAGUUAUUUUGAGAGUGUAAAACGUGGCCCAAGUAAGAACUAGCAGAGCAUAAAGAAGGUUUUAGUUGUUUGAUAUUUCUCUCAUAAUUCUUAUCAUAAGUUUUUUCUCUCUCAGAUUUUUGACAUCUCUUAUUGAUAUCUUCGUCCAUUGACACGUCAAGCUUGAGGUCUGUAGACUAGACUAUAUACAUCUAAUACUAGAGAUUAAAGAACGAUGGUAAUUUGUUUGGUGAGUUAUAGCAGGAAAGACUCUGAUAUAUCUGCAUCCCAAGCACGUUGGGGGCAUUACGUGGUUAUUCUUAUGUUUCAGGACUGAUUCUAAAAUGAGGUGAGGCAUGACUGCAGGACAUUCUUUCCAAGAGGAGCCAUUCUUUCCAAGAGGAUUCAAAUUGCCCCGUUUGGAAACGGUUGGUUUUGGAGAGACUAGGUUGGCAAGGCAGAUGGCAGGAGAAUCAAGAUACAUUCUAGACUUGUUGAAAAACUCAUACUGAAUAGCAAUGAAGACAAUCGAAUAUGAAACCAAUGAGUGGAAGUUUGACUUGGUCAAAUAUAUCUAUAUCUGGAGCCAGACAUAUCACUUGAUCAAUACAUCAGGGUUAAUACUGUUUCAUGGGUAUGCCAGAACUCAGAGAUAUAUUAUUUUUUUAUUAACAAAUCAUCCUUCUGUCACAUUUGGGCACCUAACCUAGGAUCAAAUAAAGAAUAGCAAUUAUGACCUUACCCUUUUAGUAUGGUCUUCUAUAUGAAAAUUACAGGCAACGCCAAAGGUUCCUUUUUC
This is a messenger RNA of Panicum virgatum (switchgrass), 3828 nucleotides long. Its product is annotated as pentatricopeptide repeat-containing protein At2g33680-like. The transcript is spliced from 2 exons. Gene Ontology annotation, biological process: RNA modification. NCBI's taxonomy places the organism in Eukaryota, Viridiplantae, Streptophyta, Magnoliopsida, Poales, Poaceae. The coding region runs from base 21 to 2297 and encodes 758 amino acids. Gene Ontology annotation, molecular function: RNA binding; protein binding. The record is from RefSeq and is a predicted model, not a curated record.